AGAGCGAGCACUCAGGAGAAAGCUCAGAGAGAAGAAGUGAGAGCAGAGGUAGAAGGAAAGUCGUGGAAACAGGAACGCCAUAAAUAAAACCAAGAGGAACUCGGCAGCCUGGUCAAUGAUCAGCCACCAUCUUUAAGUAAAUCAGAGCGAGUGAGACGAGGACAGAGAGACAAGGACAGAGAGCGAGAAGCCAAGUCAUCACCACGAUGAAGAUGUGGAGUCGCCUCUGCUUCCUCGUUCUGGUGGUUUCUUCUGUUUCUGGAGGACAAGAGGAGCAGUCACAUAAAGACCCCACACCCCCUCCUUUAACAGCUGAAAGUGAAAAAAGAGAUCCCCCCACACUGCCCACUGUGACUCAGACAUCAGUGAAUGGAACGGCUCUGCCUUCAGGAUCCUCUACGAGCCAAGAAGCACAGAACACAGUUACACACCACUCGGGCAACAAAAUGAAGGGAACCAGUGGCGGCACAGUGGCAGAUACAACGUUCGGCAACGUAACAGGAAGCACGAGCAAUGUUACGUCUGCGGAGACGACAACAAGCAACCCAGCAACAGAUAAAGACACAAGUACUCCAUCCUGGGCUUAUGUGAUGCUGGUGAUCAUCAUCCUGAUCAUCAUUGCUCUGUGUAUCAUCCUCUACUUUCUCCGGAGAAUCUCCAGGACCUACUCGUUUGACCUUCACCGCCCGGCUCCCGUCAGCCAUCUUGAUGAACCCAUGGGCACUUUUGAACCGGUCUACCAGGACGACCUAGAUCGACCAGCCCCUAAAGACCAGGCGACCAGCGAUGACCUUUCACCUCCUCUAGUAGCAAAUGGCACAAGUCUACAGUUGGAAGAAAAGGGCUCCUGUGGAGAGAGCGCUCCACAGGGACACCCUGAUGCAAACAGCAUGGAGAGCUCACCCCUGGGUAACACCAGCCCCUCGCUGGGUGACGAUGCAUCAGACAAGACACCCAGCCCACUGAGCAGUACCAACCUGUUCUUUGAUGCUACUGGGGAGGAGCAGCACAAUGAAAACAACAACCACCCAGCGGCUUCCUCCAGUGACCCAUUUGUUGAAAUAAACCUGGAUGACCCAGCGUGGUGCGACCAGCUCUUCCCCUCUCCUGAUGGCUCCUCAUCCGUCCACCCGUUCUCUCCUUUCUCCUUGCCUUCAUAGCAUCCAGGCCAAGAUGGCGGCCGAGACUGGGAUGUCAACUGACAAAGCUAUUGUUCUUUUACUUCCAGUUGUCAUUGAACAUAAAUCUAGUUUAAACAGUAUUGUUCAAGUGUGAUAUGUGUUCACGUCAAACUGUAUAUUGGCCAGGUUUCUUUUGACACGGUCCUUCUCGUCCACAGUUCAACACCGAGUCAAUCAGCUCACUUAACCUGAGCUAACCGUUAGCUAGCUACCUUGAUGACUCGGGGUUUUUGCUGGAACCUUUAACAGUAUGUGACCGGACCAAGAUACAGGCCUGGGUAACAAAAUAAUUUUUAGUACAUCCCAAUGCCAAAGGAUAUUGUCCCUCCGGGGUAAAGAGGUCAAUUUCAUACCAACUCUACAAAAACUGUGUUCCCACACUGUCUGCAAAAGUACAGACACUGGUUUAAUCCACAAGAAUGAGGAUUUAUGAGCCAAUGUGUAAUUUAAUGAUAGUGAAUCAGUUUUUAAAAGGCCUAACACCAAAAGCUAAAAUAUUACCCAUGAAGAGAACCCACUCAGCCACUUUCUAAUAAAUACGGUACAAAACAAAUAAAAAUGGUCAAGGCCAACAGAUUGGGACAAUGAAACACCACAACAAAAACAAACUUAAGAGGAUCUUCCCUUUAUUUUGUUUAUCUACCUGAGCUCUAUGACUUUCAACAGAUCGUACAGCAGGCUGUAGAGACUGCGCCCCCUUAUGGCCAUUUGUUAGUUACUCAGUGGCCUUUUUAAAACAAUGAGCCUGUGUUUCUUCACGGAGCACCAUCAGCCUGAACACAACCUGAAGUGUUUGUCUUCAAACUAGAGAUAUGUACUAGGAAGCUGUUACAAACCAUGUCCUCUGUUUUUCUGUGGGGCAACCUGUAAUGUUUUAACUGGAGCCACAGUCAGAGGAAAUGUUUUCUACAUUAUGAAAUAUGGAUGCUGUAAAUAUUAGACAUUUAUACAUUCAUGUGCAUUUAGAAUUUUGUUGUGUCUGUGUAUAGAAGUUGAACUGCUUUAGGUUCUUGUGUUUUCAUCUGCAGUAUUUUUCAGUACUUGUUUUUACUCAGUGUAAUAAAUACUUUUUGGAGAAUGUAAGAAAUAAAAAGAUACUUUUC
Monopterus albus (swamp eel) is the source of this 2284-nucleotide messenger RNA. RefSeq lists its product as uncharacterized. The coding region runs from base 207 to 1160 and encodes 317 amino acids. The record is from RefSeq and is a predicted model, not a curated record. The transcript is spliced from 10 exons. Lineage: Eukaryota; Metazoa; Chordata; Actinopteri; Synbranchiformes; Synbranchidae.